AAAGUAUUUUUUAAGUAGGAAAUAAAAAAACAAGUAUAUUUUAAAUAUGGAUUUAUCGUCUUUAAAAGAAACACAAGAUAUGGAAAAUUGCAAGAAAAGUGAAGAAAAUAUAGAAAAGAAUAUAGAAACGACAUUACCUAAAUUAGAAACACCUAUUUUAUCACAAGAAAACUCUAUAACACAAUUAUCUUCUCAUUCAACAGUGAUACCAAAUGUUUCAUUACCGGAAUCUAUGGAUACAAAUGCAUUGCCAUUGAGAGAAACAAUAGCGACAAAUACAUUAUCACAAAACAAUGUUAUUUCUACUGUUCCUACACGAGUUUAUUUAAAUGAAAACAUAACACCGGUGCUUUUAGAAGGUAUGAAAAUAAUUGCAAGAGAAAGACCACCCAAUCCAUUGCAAGUGCUUGGCGAAUAUUUAAUUAGUAAAAGUAAAAAAUAAAAGUUUUUAAAAAAAAUGAAUUAUGUAAAUAUUAUACCAAUAU
Pneumocystis carinii B80 is the source of this 485-nucleotide messenger RNA. RefSeq lists its product as hypothetical. The record is from RefSeq and is a predicted model, not a curated record. The transcript has 3 exons. Bases 47 to 442 code for a protein of 131 amino acids. Lineage: Eukaryota; Fungi; Ascomycota; Pneumocystomycetes; Pneumocystales; Pneumocystaceae.